Molecule: messenger RNA, 2234 nt
Organism: Megalopta genalis
Lineage: Eukaryota; Metazoa; Arthropoda; Insecta; Hymenoptera; Halictidae
Product: complex I assembly factor ACAD9, mitochondrial
Molecular function (GO): flavin adenine dinucleotide binding; acyl-CoA dehydrogenase activity
Source: RefSeq, a predicted model, not a curated record
CCCACUAGAUGGCCAUUCGACGUAAAUUUCCGCCUUCGAGUAUGCAAGUACAGUUGUCACUCUACUUCAUCGAUCGAUGGGAGCGAUGUGAUUUUUCCAAACGUUUUACACGCAAUAUAUCCACGUAAUUAAAAAUGUUCACUCGGCAGUCGUUCAAAAUUAAGAAAUUUUUCGGUACAAAGUUAUGCGGUGUUGUAACAAGAAAUGUAGAAACUGCUGCGCAAUCGGAAACACCGCAGUUUAUGAAUUUCUACUAUUUUCCACAACAAAGAGAAAAGCAACCAGCAACAGAUCCUGUGUUAAUGAAUCUUCUAAUGGGAAAAGUAAAUACAGAAAUUAUAGAUAUGCUGGAACCGCAGACUAUCGAAAGAUUCAAAUAUUUCAAGGAUUGGUUAAGGCCGAUCGACAAUUAUAUUCUCAGCUGUAACAAUUCCGACAAGAAGCUCGAAAAGAGCGAAAUAUUAUCGUCUCUCAGAGAUCUCGGUGUAUUUCGAUCAUACGUUAGCGAAGACUAUCACGGUUUAAAUUUAUUAAAUACAGAGUCAUUGAAACUUAUGGAAACGGUAGGCUUGUUACCCUGGUUGGGUACGUAUUUAGUAAAGAAUCUAAUGUUACCUGUUAAAUUAAUUUCAAAAUAUGGAUCUGAAAGUCAAAAGCAAAAGUAUCUACCAAAGAUUAUGAGUGGUGAAAUUACUCCCACGAUAUGUUUAAAAGAAAAUGACAAUGGAACUAAUAUUAACCAUAUACAGACCAUUUGUAGACAACACGAUGCAAAUUCGGUAGUAUUAAAUGGAGAAAAAGUAUUUGUUUUCAAUGGAAUCGAGGCUAAUUUAUUUCUAGUUUUUGUGUUAAAUCAAAGAAAACAUACUAUAAAUCCAAACGAUAUAUCUCUCUAUUUGGUCGAACGCGAUUAUGGAGGGAUAAGUUGUAACGAAGCUUAUGAAAUGAUUGGAUACCAUGACAUACCUGUGUGUUCUGUCAAGUUUGAAAACACUUUGGUACCGAAAACAAAUAUUAUAGGCGAACCAAUGUCAACAAAGGCAUUCGAUAUUAUGAUGGAUCUGCUGAAGCCUGGAAAGCAGAAUAUAGCUGGUCAAUCGAUUGCCAUUUUAAGAAAUUUGAUCAAUCGUUUAGCAUCGGAUGUUUUGGAAAUGAAACAAUUAGACAGGGAUUUUUAUACGUUUCAUUCUGUACAAAAGAUCUUGGGUGAAGCAGUCUUCUCGUUAUACACUAUGGAGAGCAUGGCCUACCAAACCAGUCGAUUGGCAGAUUAUUACGAGGAUCAAAAUGUUGAACUCGAAGAAGUUGUGACAGAAAGUUAUUGUGCUAAUAAAUGUUUGGAUUCUGUGCAAUCGGCUUUACGACUAUUAGGUGCACAGGCUUACAUGAAGAACAAUGCUUACAUAGAUGCGUACCAUAAUGCCUUGGCUUUAACCACGCUCGAUCUAAAUCAUGUGGAUGCAGAUAUUUACAUAGGAUCGUCUAUUUUACAACAUUCAGGAAUAAUUAUGAGCGUCGAUAUAACCAAAGGCAGAAACGCGGCAUAUAAUCCCAUCUAUGUAAACAUGAAAAAGUAUAUAACUUUGUUUAACAGGAGACAACAGAUAGGCCAAUAUUUUCACCCAUCGUUGGAAUACAGUGUUAAAUAUCUACAAGACUCUAUAGAGACAGCGCAGUCGAAUAUAGAAAAUCUGUUGCUUAUGUAUGGAACACAACUUACGGAGAAACAUAUCGAACUUCAUCGGAUAAGCGUUAUGGGUACGGAACUGUAUGCAACGUUCGCCAAUUUAAUACGUUCGUCGAGGUCGUACAAAAUCGGCCUCGAAAAUUCAACUGUCGAGAAAGAUAUGGCAGGGUGUAUAGCAAAUAUCAUGAUGAACAAAAUAGAUAAAAUCGCGGAAGAAAUCCAAGACCAGGAAGUAUUAAACGGUGAUGUGUAUUACAAAAGUAUGGCCGAUUUACUAUAUACUAAACGAAGAUAUCCCAUGGAACAUCCUCUAUCUAGGACAUACUAAACAAUGAUGGUAUAUAUUAUAAAUAAUCAUGAUCAAAGAAUGCAUGUAAAUGUGUUUGUAUCGGAAAGUACCUAUAGAUUAUAUAUAGAUAUAGAUAUAGUAUAAAAUAAGAGUAAAUAUAUUUCUCCAUUAAGACUUCUGUAUUUAUGUAUGAAUGGUAAUGUACAAUUAUCCUUACACGCUACGAUGAAUUGGAAAAUAAAACAAUUCUUCUUGUGA